Molecule: messenger RNA, 1851 nt
Organism: Protopolystoma xenopodis
Lineage: Eukaryota; Metazoa; Platyhelminthes; Monogenea; Polystomatidea; Polystomatidae
Source: the annotation of a GenBank genome assembly
AUGGAUAAUCAAAAUUGCUCGUCUCACCGAAGUCAAUCUACAAGUUUUCUCCACGAACUUACAAACGGAGAUAGUUCUGAUAAUUAUCCUGACUAUCAUUCUACCCAAGGUCAUGUAGCUAUUUACUCGGACUACGCCACACCCGAUUGUUCAAGACAACCUCUUCACUCUGGCUCCCACUACCCCGUACCAGGCGCUGUUGUUCAUUAUGGUUCUGAAGGAAAUCAUUACCAAUAUAUGGAUUACCCUGACUAUUCUUCACCAAAACCUGGUCAGAGCUUGUCAUACAAUGUUACGAACAGGCCUUGGCGCCAGGAUAAUAAUGUUUCUCAACAGUAUGACAUACAACAAUCCGUCCAUGGUCAAAGCGGGCCAGUAUGGAACAAUCAGCAGGCUUCUUUUUAUCAUCAGCAGGCAGAUCACACUAUUUACUCGAACCAACCUUCAACUCACAGUUAUGGAGGCAAUUCUCUUCCGGAAAAAACAUCUCAUUAUUAUGUGCAACAGUCCUCCAGGCCGCAUGAAUCUCAUAUUUCGUCCCAAGAAGUCUACUCAGCCCCCGGCGUCAACUCUGCAGACAUUGUUUUGCCCGAUACUUCCAUAUCUGUUCAUGGGAAGGGGUCUAUGAUGCAUCCCGCUGGAACGACUAUGUCUUCUAGUAGACCUCAUACUUCGCACAAUCUCAAUACUUCCCUCCACAAGCCAUUACCUUCAACAUCUCAUGCCACUCCCUCAAAUCAUCCUGCUACACUUUGUCGUCCUCAAGUUAGUUCUCCUAAUCCUUAUGGUGGUAAUUCACAAAUGCCUCAUCACGUUAAUUCUAUUUCAACGGCUCAAUCACAACCUAUCUCCGUUGCUCCGUAUCCCCCAACGUCUCCACAUCCUGCUCAUUAUGCUCAUGUGCAGUCAACUGGCCACCAUAGUGGGCAGGUGACCGUCAGGCCCGUUUCUUACCCUAUUCAGAUGGCUAACGAGUCCUCUAGAACUGUGGUUUCUCCUAUUCCUGCUUCUCAAGCUCCUGGCACAUAUUCAAACACUACUAGUGGCAACAUAUCUGAAAGUGCUAAUUAUCUUGUAGGUCGCGUUCCUCAGUCCCUCACCAGUCUUCCUCCAACUUUACUUUCUCAUGCCGAUCCAAGGCAGGCGAACUUUUCCCAUUCUUCGCGAUCCCAAUCUCCUGCUGUCAGUCAUCAUAAAUUAGGAUAUAGCCAACAUAUUUCUCAGGCCCAGCCCAGUAGUGCUUCAUCCAGUGACUCUCCAUAUCGUCCUUAUCAAGAUGUUACUGGUUCAGUACAGGGUCAAAUAACCCAGUCUUCUCUGCCUAACCAACAACCCUAUCCAGAUCCCAAUUCAUCAAUAAAUUCAACAGUGGUGACUAACAAGCAAAUUGCUCUAACUCAAUCUGGACCCUACUCGCAUGCAUUAUACGAAACUAGCACUGCUCCACUUCAACAAUCAGUUCCCUCCAAUAUACCUCCAUUUUCUCCAUUUCCUCAGAAUGCUGAUCCAUGCUCUCCUCCCACCAAGCCUAUCAGCACACCAAUCGCAUCUUGUCCAGCUCCCACUAUUUCUCGACAAUCUGGAACUUAUACUCCACCUGCCCAAACAAAUGUUCAUUCCCAACGGUACCCGGUGACCGGCCCCACGUCCCAUGGAUACUCUGCGUCCUCCACACUUCAGACAAUACCACGGUCUGCGGAAACUAAUGUAUGUAUCACGACAUCCGUUGCUUCUCUUGUUCUUCCAUCCACUUCUGGAUAUCUUCCAGCUGCAGACUUACGUUCAAAUACUUCACCAAAUAGUAGUUCAAAUAUUUCAUUAGUCCAAUCUACCCCUGUGAGUUUAUCAUAG